AUGGCGGCUGUCGUUGCAACAGCCGAUAUGACGAUUCGGAAGAAUUCCCAGAUUUUAGUAAAUGUGGAAGAAGCAUUAGCUGAUCUGAUUGUUGUUUCAUAUUGCAGUGAAGACAAAAAGUUUCAAGGUGUACUAUUAGACUCUAAUAAAGGUAAUUUACCGUUUGGAGUUUAUAGUCUGCAUCCAGCAUUUACUAAAGAAGGCGUAUCCACCGGUAAUCAAGAUGAUAAGCUACAUUCCGCCAGUCAAAGGUUCACAUAUCAAGAACCUCAAUACGCUAGUGACAAUAUUCAGAAGCCAAAAAAACCUGGUCCCAAGGGUAAAACGCAACAGAAACAAAAGAUGACGGUGCGUCUGCGACCCCGCAAGGUUUUAUGUUCCAACUGCAAAGGGAUCUGUAAUGAAAAUAGUGAAAAUGUGGACGUGUCUAAAAAGCGGAAACUAGAUUCGGAUGACGACGCCGCCCACGAUUCUGAGUCAUCUAAAGUAGAGAAGAAAUACCUGAUGGGCAGCAUGCUUAUACCCAAACUGUCCAGGCUACAGCCGAGUGAAAUAACGAGCGCAAUUAAAAGUACCCCAAAAAAUUCCAAUAAGGCUAGUGAUAAAUCAAUAAGUAAGGCAAAAAGUGAAAAAACUAGUGAGAAUGUUCGGGCAACACGUGAACUUGCCUUUGUUAGUGUAUCCGAAGGGGAUUUAUGUGAUAGAGCUGAUCAGAGAGAUGAAAGUGACAAUGAUAUUUCAUUUAGUUCAAUGUUUUCAAGUGCACGGACUCUUAAAAUAUGUUUCGGUGAAGGUGAGGGCACAGUUGUGAAGAUCCCACCCUUGUCAGGUGAUUACAAUGAGGAUUCUGGUGUUUCUUGUGAUAUAUCUAAACCACCCAAACCUGAUUUGAAGGCCGCAAAGAAAGCACUAAAGAAGGCAAAGAAACAAGCAAAAAAAAAUAACACCGUAGGCAGCAGUGAUGUAGAGGUGUGGACGGAACAGUCACCAAAGCAUAUUGGGGCACUGUCACCACGUAACAAUGUUUCAAAUCAUCCAACAGUUGAUCCGUUAGAAAAGAAACAUAAGCAUAAAGUGAAACAUAAAAAGAAGUGCAAGUCACAAAAGAAAAGAGACGAAAAUACAAGUAAAUGUGCAGACAUGGAUUCUAUUGAUUAUUUUAGUGAUAUAAAAGACAAUUGCCUCAAUCAGAAACUGUCUAUUAGUCUGAGGAGGUUGAGUAGAGACUCUUAUGAGAAGCAAAGUGAGCAGGAGGUAUUGGAGAGUGGAUCUGAGGAUUGGGAAAGUGAAGUGGUGCCAGAUUUCCCAAAGAAUAGUAUGGAAGGUGUCGGUGGGAGGAUGUUGCGGGUGUCCCCUGGGGAUAUAGUUUGGGGGAAGGUAGUUGGUUUCCCAUGGUGGCCGGGCCGAGUUCUUAGUGUUACUACAACAUCCAAGGCCCAUGUGGCAUGGUAUGCAUCAACUACAUCUUCACUGAUGCCAUGUGAUAGUUUGAGUCCAUUUUUAGAAGACUAUAAGAUACGCUUUAAUAAAAAAAAGAGGGGUCCAUACAAAGACGCUGUAAAGCAAGCUACAAGCGAGGCAAAGAGGAAUGAAUCUCUAUUAAGUGAUCCUCUGGCAAGUCCCACUCACGCUGCACUCACAAUGUCGCCGCGCCCCAUAGAUGUGUUCUCUUAAAUAUUAAUUAGUAGUUAGGGGCCAUAAAUAACAUCACACUUUAAGAGGGAACGGGUUGACAAAGUGUGACAUAGUGUAAUAAUGGGGUUGAAGGGGUCCUAAAUUACGUGCGUCACAUUUCAAUAUCGAUAAGUAUUAAAACACAAAAUUUGAACUGUUAGUAAAAAUAUGUAGUUCUAAUUUCGAAAUAAGUGACAUAAAAUUGGGAAAUGGGAGUUUCAUAAAUGUGACCAAUCGUGACAAGGAUGUUGGAAGGGAUCAAACAGUCACGAAAUAAGUGUGACGUUACUUAUGGUUGGCCCAUUGAGGUAUAUGUACAGUCGAAUUUAUUCAAAUUUAUGUGAUAUUAUAAGAACUUGAAGCAAGCACAAAUCUGGGGCUACACUAAUAGUCUCACAACUGUGUAAGAUUUUUGCACAACAGAUGGGGAAUUAGGUAAAUAUCAUACCAAUGUUCUAUAAUUGCAAAUUAACAUCUACAUAUCGACAUUAAUCUAUUAACAUAUUUCUCUAUUCACAUAAAAAUGCUUGUCCAUUACUGCCGUUUCUUCAAAACAACGCAAAUUUUUGUUACGAGUUUCACGGUCAUUUAAUUAUUAUUUUAUGGAAGGUUUGCAUUGCAAGAUUCUCGUUAUAUAUUUAGUCAAGAUAAUUAUAAAUGCGAUCGUUAUCUGAGUAUUGAUGGUUAGAUGGAUGGAUGUUUGUCACACUUUCAGAUUUCAGAAAAACUACUAAACGGAUUUUUAUUAAACUGUACAGUGAUAUAACAUAAACAUCAGAAUAACAUAGGCUAUAAAUUUUAUACAAGUGAAACUGCGAGCACAGCAAGUUACAAAAUAAUUGCAACGUCAAUGUACUGAUAACUGAAUAGUGAAAACAUCGAAAAUGAUUACUAAUGGUAAAACGAUUUCUAAAAUGCUAACAUACUAUUGCUAGAUGAUAAUUUAAUUUAUGCAUUCUAAUAUGUUAAUUUAUGACAAAGCAAAGUCAAAAGUCAACUUAAUGCACAUUCUCUAUUUACGUACAUAGAGGUGAUAAUUCUAAAAGUGGAUGUUUAUUUCAAACUUUUUAGAGCUCCGUAACAAAUCGACAAAUCGGAACAACUAAUAUUUCAUCGGGUCUACCUGUUCCUAUGACAAAUCAUUAAUCUUUAGUUCUCACUUUUAGUUUAAUGUUCGAGGUUUUUUUUGUAUAGUAUUCACCCCUAUUAGGGUAUUCAAGUUUACAAUGCAAAAUCUGAAAUCUUUUUUUUAAUAACUUUUCAAUGUUCAAUGUAAUUGACCUACGUAUCCGUCAGGCGGGAGUUGGUCUUCAACCGCUCCAUAAAUCCUUCCGCGGGUUUGGAGUGCUAUCUGCACUCACCCCUUAUCGUCCGGUGAAGUUGUAAAAUCCAGCUGCGGCCAACAGCAUUAGAGUACGCCGAAAAAAAAAAAUACGCGUUCUAAAGAGUUGGCACCUCCUCUAUGAGGAUUCAAUUACAAUUGAAUUGAUUGAACAGAAAUUUCUGUAACAACCUGCAAUGGUCCUUAAUAAAGGAGUUAUUAAGAACCAUUACAGAUUGUUACGUAGAUUUUCACAGGAAAAUUGUUUUAGACGUCGCGCUCGCAUACGCCUAUAAAACUUAAAAUUAAUAUAUGCAAACAAUUACUUAUAUACAUGUCGUGCAAUUACUCAUAUACAUUGGAAUUAUAGUUUUUUUUUUUUUUAAAUAGAAAUCAAAGAAUAGUUUCUUGAAAGUUGAGUUUUAAUAAAUAUUGACAAAUAAAAAAAAUAUGUUUAUUCACGUUGGUCCAAUUGCAUACACUUAUGAUAAGUCAAAUCUUCCGUCCGUUCUGAAAGUUCGAGACAAUAACUGACAAGAAACUGUGCUGUCGUUCAUUUCAAAUGUCAUACAUUAGGUUAAAUAAAUAAUUAUAUUAAUUUUCAUUAAAUAAAGGUAAUUCAAUCAGCUUAUAACGUCCAGGCUCCACAAGCAGCACUCAUUCUUGAGUAUACAUUAUUUGAAACAAAUGCAAAAAUCCGAACAGCUGUUACUGUAAAGAUGUAGCCACAGAUCAUUGUAUGUGUAGCAUAUUUAUAUAAAUCUAUGUGUUUAAAUAAAUGUGCACUAAUUUUCACUUGCACUGACAUUGAUAAACAUACAUUCUUAAAAUUUUACAAUAAUUAGUGUUACUAUAAGGAAUAAAUUGAUAUUUUCUGGGUGUUAAAGUUUAAGAACUCAUUAAGUACUUACGUAGUGUCAUGGAGGUCAAGGUUAUACAAAUACUACUGUAAUCUCCAUGUUUUUCUAUAACUGACUCCAGAUUGUUUAAAUACCAAAUACAAUAGUUUGUUGUUUUGAUCUGAACAAACAAACUAAUUAAUGACAUAUUCAAUUUUCAUAGAUUAAAAAAAGAAAUUUCAUCUACUGAAUUAAACUAUACGUAGAUUAAAAAAACACUUAAAUUUGAUAAUAGCCAUUUAUGUUCUUAAUAUCAGACGUAUACUGUGAAAUCACAUAUAUUAUUUUAAUUAUCAAAUAUCAAAAUGGAGUUUUCACUUGAUUCAUUUAAAGUCGGUAUUUCAACACUUAUUACAAUAACAAAUACGAUAUGAAGCAUAUUUAAGUUACUCAAAAAGGAUCAACUUUUUCAUUAAUUUAUUUAUGCAUUUCAUUUGCUGUGUAAUAAAUUUUAGGUUCAGGGUCCACUUUGAAAUUCAUAUUAUAAUAUUAUCCCAACAAAUUGUAUAUUUUUUAAAUUAACUAAAUUUGUUAUUGUACUUAUUUCAUACAUAUGUCAAACUGUGAAUAAGCUAUAUAAUGUUAAACAUAAUGUUUUAUGUUCAUUCCUUUUAUGCUAAAGUCCCAUGGCGUGGCUUUAGGACGGGUCGACUGAUAAACACCGACCCACAAUAUAACAGACACUGCAAUCAGCCCCACCGAUCAAUUCCCUGUCCAGGUCAAACGGGGAUCGACAUUACGACGGCCUGAGCCGAGGUUCAAACUCCUAGCAGUGGUCUAAGAUUAAAUGCGUGUCCGUCUGGUAGGAAUUGGCCUUCAGUCGCUACAAGUCCUUCCGCGGAUUUGGAGUGCCAUCUGUGAGAGAGAAGAGAGUGAGAAGCUGUAAAGAUACUGCGAUCGGUCGAGUCUACAAUCAUAAUGGAUUUCGUCAUGGUGCAACUUACUUCCUGUCCUCUAUUUUUCAUUUAGUUCCCGAUAUUUCUGCAGUAUUUCAACCGCUAUAUUCAAGGUUAGAUGUAAAUAAAAUGUGUUAUGUUUAGACAUAUUCAUCUACUUUCACACGCCUUCGUUUGUUGCUACUAUUGUAACUAGCUCGAUAUUUAUCUCGGCAAACUAUACUAACAGUAUCUUCACGUACACUCAACAUAUUUUCUGAUCGCGAUUUUUGAUUUUGUUAAAUUAACUAUGUCUAUAUGUAUGGUCUUCGCUACAAUUUCGAAGUUCACCUAGAUGUCUUCAGCUUGAGUAUCACAAAUUCGUCAGAGCGCAACUCCCAAAAAUGUUAGUGAAAAAUUAACUUAAGUUUUAAAAAUAAUAAGGUUCAAAUUGAAUAAUAUCAUUCCACCACACGCACGGCCCGCCUAAAAUUGUUUCUGUGGGGCCUUAGCUUUUUGUAUUAUACUGUAUACAUAUAUCUUUCUCUUGAUUUUGAACCUCUUUUAUAUUUAUACAUUUACCUACUUAUGUAUCCUGUAUAUCGCACGCUUAAAAAUUUACGUUAAAUAAAAUAAAUGUUUUUGGAAAAUCAACUUUAUAUUUUUGAAUUGUUAAGUCCAUUUUCCAAAGGAUUUUAGUUCAUGCAUAGUAUUAUUAACCUUGCGAUAUAUCUUGUAUAUAAUUUUAUAUAUAACAAUUAUUGAUGGAUACUCUAUCUCAAAUAUUUUUUAAUAAAAUAUAUUUUUUUAUGAUUCAAAGUCAAGAGAAUGAAAUUAUUAUACUUAUUUUGUUGUUUAUUUUUAAGUACUUCAAUUUAAAUGAGUUACAUUUAUAUGUUUUUUGGUUUUGGUUACUGUACACAAAGUUACAUUGAACCGAAAGUAACUAAACAUCUCUCACGUGUCAUAGACAAAUAAAUAAAUGUUUAUUUUGUAAAAUCCAUAAAUUGUAAUUUUUAUUGUUACUAAAUAUUUGUUAAGUUUAUAUCAUCAAAAUAAAACGUGUAAAUUAAUAAAAAAAUUACUCAUGUAUUAUGUUAGGUUUUAAUGGCACUUGAAUAAGUUUAUUGUCUGUAAAAAAAACGCCAUCACACUCACAAGCAUUUAGUAUAAAAAAUAUUACAGUACUCUUCAAGUAAUGUUAAGAAGUAUGCUCUAAAAAUAUUAUCUUAGUGGAUCAUCGUCUUUAUUUAGAAGUGCAAUUUAUAUAAUAUUCUAUUUCUGUCUCAUAUACAGGUGAUUUUUUUAUAAGCAAAUUAUUUAUUUAUUGUCUGCGUACCGUUAGAAAAACUCGAGUAAAUAUACAGUUUAUUUAAUUAUAUACUUGUAUAUAGUAAUACUGUGAUAACAGCUACGUGUUUUAUUCACUACUUCAAUUAGGUAGCUGUAUAUUGUACCGAUUUACAUAGUUUGUAAGGACGAAUACAUCACAAUUACAACAUGAGGUCGAUUCUGAAGUCACAUUCUUACACUUGUAACCAAAAACAUCAAAACUGUAACUACUGAACAUGUAAAGACAGUUGAAAUGAUAACUUAAGGAGUGUACAAAAUAAGACUUCAAAACCGACCGCAUGAAUUAAGAAUAAAAUAAAUACAGACAUCUACUUUAUUUAUGUUAUUCUGUUAUACACAUCCUGUAUUUCGAUUAACGAAUUUUUAAGUGCAUUUUAUUGUCCUAUUAGAAGCAACAAGCAUAAUUAUUUUUGUGAGAUCACAUCAUUACAGACUAGUAUAAAUAAGUAUUUAUUUAUUACAAUAUCAGCAUAGAUUAGGUUACAAGGACUAAAUGCACUAACAGUAUAUAUAAUGUACUCUUUUCUUAAUUAUAUAACUGACGAAGGAAUAACAACCUUAAUAUAUAUAAUUUUAAAGUCCAUAUUGGUAUUAUAAAUACGAAAGUGUGUUAAUCUGUUACAUUUUUACGAUUAAACGGCAAAACCGAUCUAAAUGAUAUUUAAUAAUAAUACACAUUUAUUUAGAAAUUAUUAUUAACAUUAACAUGCAUUACAUGGAGUAAUUAAAUUGGCAGCAUGUAUGCAUGUACACACGUACAUAUACAUAUACACAGUCACAUCAACAUAGCCCCCUCCGAUCGAUCCUGUGUACG
Achroia grisella is the source of this 6936-nucleotide messenger RNA. RefSeq names its product PWWP domain-containing protein 2A-like. The record is from RefSeq and is a predicted model, not a curated record. The transcript is spliced from 3 exons. Gene Ontology annotation, molecular function: chromatin binding. Gene Ontology annotation, cellular component: chromocenter; nucleus. The coding region runs from base 1 to 1674 and encodes 557 amino acids. NCBI's taxonomy places the organism in Eukaryota, Metazoa, Arthropoda, Insecta, Lepidoptera, Pyralidae.